AUGGCUGCCAGACAAGGCCAGCCAUCACACGGGACGCGUCGAGCAGGGCUAGUGGCGCCGUCGCGGAGACCAGCCACCUGCACCUUGCCGCCGCCGACCAUGGCCGCUGCCGCGCCGGCCCGCAGCCUCCGCCACCCGGAUCCGCCGAGACACAGCCAAGCAGCCACAGCCGCGCCCCCAAAGGGUCGCGCCGCGCCGCCCGCGUGCUCGCCACGCCAGUCCAGAGGCCCGACCCUCUGGAUCUGGGGCCGCCGUCGCGAAACCCUAGGUUCGGAGAAGCGCAGCUCCGUCAGCCUCGUCGAGCCCCACGCUCGAGGGGGGAGGCCACCUGGGAGCGAAGUCCCGCCGCCAUGA
This is a messenger RNA of Triticum turgidum subsp. durum (durum wheat), 354 nucleotides long. The record is from the annotation of a GenBank genome assembly. Lineage: Eukaryota; Viridiplantae; Streptophyta; Magnoliopsida; Poales; Poaceae.